CUCCACCCUCACCACCCACCACAUCCAGAACGCAAGUGGUGCUCCCAGUGCCUCGUACUGCUCCCAGUGCCUCUUGCUGCUCCUCGUGCUCCUCCCAGUGCCUCGUGCUCCUCCCAGUGCCUCGUGCUCCUCCCAGUGUAUUUCCCACAUGUGAGAUAUUCUGAACUUUUGUUUGAGGGAAUUUGAAGUGGCGGGAAGCCUGAAGUGGCGGGAAGCCUGAAGUUGCUGCGGCCACGACACCCUGACCUUUAAGUUGCUGUCUUACACUACCACAAGCAACUGGGGAAAAUAAGUGGUGAGAACAUUUUAGAGUAACGAGUUUAACCGAGAGACGAAAGUUCUAGGUUAGUAGCGGUGAACUGUCUCGUAUUAAGUGAUUAUAUCUUGUGUCGAGGAGAGAGAUGAGGUGAACCACCCUCGAAACUUUAACAGAACCACAACGAACCGUUCCUUAUGCGGUGCUAGAAACUGAUAGUUAUAGUCACAUAAACAAAGACUUAAGCCAACGGUCUGUCGAACAUUCAGAUGAACAAACGUCUGAUCAAACAUGUGAACCAACAAACUCAUAAAGGAGGCGGGUCAGCCCUGAUUGCUGAGUGCGGUUUUGUUGGAUUGUCUUAAGAUGAUAUUGUGAGUGACUGGGCACCAGCCAGGCGAGCGCUGCUGCAACACGAUGCCAGCUGACACAGUCUAAUGAUUCUAAUGGACUCGAGGAAUCACGCUCUAUAAUGCUUUCCGUGUCUGUUGACACAAGCCUCUCAGAACGAGCAUACUAUGUGACACAUGUGUAAUAGAGCAAUGUGUCUCAUGCGUAACACUCGGAGCAUGCUAUGUUUCCCAUGUGUAACACUCAGAGCAUACGAUGUGUCUCAUGCGUGACACUCAUACCAUACUGUGUGUUUCAUGCGUAGCAAUCGGAGCAUGCUAUGUGUCUCAUGCGUAACACUUUGAGCACUUCUCAUUAAACUGGAAUUCUUUCACACUGAGAAAUAAUGUAUCUCAGGGAAUACCUUGGAGUAUAUGUCUGGCUUAAGCGUGUUUAAGAGAGUGUUAGCAAGGCAGCACAUCAUCAGAGAGUGUAGUACGAGGUGGACCUACUACUCCAAGGACCACCUCCAGCACCAGGACGGUGUAGGCAGUCCUCGCAGGCUGAAGCAGGAGGGGGUGGCGGCCAGGAUGGUGGUGAGACUGGGACGCUGCGGCCUGCGGUGUGGCAAAGCUGUGCUUCUCGUCUUCAACCUUGUCUUCUUUGUAACGGGUCUGGCGGUGGUGGUGGUCGGUGUGUGGUGCGUUGCUGGCGAAGGUCGCGACGUGAUGCUGGUCCUGGCGCCCACGCCAGCCCACACGCCCACGCUCACCCACCUGGCCUAUGGGCUAGUAGCGGUGGGCGGUGUGGUCCUCUUGACGUCAGCGCUGGGGGUGUGGGCCGCCCUCAGGGAAAAUCAGUGUGGACUCGGCCUGGUAACGUAUCGUAGUGCUUGUUGUCUCCGGACGAUGCCUAACGAUUAUGUCAGUUCUUCCUCCUGGAACGUUCUUGUUGAGGUGUGUGCGUGUGUGAGUGAAAGUUACAGUGUACAGUGA
Molecule: messenger RNA, 1581 nt
Organism: Procambarus clarkii (red swamp crayfish)
Lineage: Eukaryota; Metazoa; Arthropoda; Malacostraca; Decapoda; Cambaridae
Source: RefSeq, a predicted model, not a curated record